Molecule: messenger RNA, 657 nt
Organism: Oncorhynchus tshawytscha (Chinook salmon)
Lineage: Eukaryota; Metazoa; Chordata; Actinopteri; Salmoniformes; Salmonidae
Product: non-histone chromosomal protein HMG-14A-like
Exons: 6
Coding region: 142-435 (97 amino acids)
Biological process (GO): chromatin organization
Cellular component (GO): chromatin; nucleus
Molecular function (GO): nucleosomal DNA binding
Source: RefSeq, a predicted model, not a curated record
CAGUCUGGUGGCUGUUCCUGUGUGUUUACUACACGGACCAGGCAGCAGCAGACACUUGGCUUCACAUGCACCUAACUCACAACAGCUAGCUAGCUAAACACUUUAUAGUUCCAUCUGAAAGAGAAUCUCCAAGAAUCCAACAUGCCCAAGAGAAAGGGAGCCGCUGGGGACACCAAGGAGGAGCCCCAGAGGAGAUCCGCCCGGUUAUCAGCGAAACCAGCCCCAGCCAAGACUGAACCCAAGGCCAAGAAGGAGAAACCAGCAAAGAAAGAGAAGGCUGUGAAUGACAAGAAGGAGGAGAAGAAAACUAAGAAGGCAGCAGCGAAGGAGAACGCAGAGGCCGCUGAGGAGAACCACUCUGAGAACGGAGAUGCCAAGACCAACCAGAUGGAGGAUGCUCCCGAGGCGGAGAAGGAGGAAGCCAAGUCUGAGUAGCAACACUGCCGACCCCAGAUGACCUCCGACCCCCUCCGACCCCCCUCCCAGCCUGCCCCAGUGUUCGUGGUCCCCCUCCAAGGCGUAUUGUUAACAGAGGAAUAUUUUUAUCAGUGAUUUUAUAAGUAUACUAUCUACUAUCCGUACAGAUUUUUAGCACAAAGCAAAGCUGAGUAAUAUAAUGCAGAUCUGCAGUGGUCAUAUCAACAAAGUGUCUGCAGG